This is a messenger RNA of Entrophospora candida, 1588 nucleotides long. The record is from the annotation of a GenBank genome assembly. Lineage: Eukaryota; Fungi; Glomeromycota; Glomeromycetes; Entrophosporales; Entrophosporaceae.
GGUGAGGUUGUUAGAACAAACACCAAAUCCAUUAACAUUGGACCUACCAGAUCAAUGGUAUUGUAUUAAUGUGUGGAGGUCAAUUGAUAAUACAUUUAGUGACAUUCCUUAUGUACUUGUAGCAAACUUGAGGCAAGAAAACAUUAAAGACAAUAGUGUGAUUCAGGUGGAUGAUGAUCCAUUAUCUGCAAAUAGCAACAACAACAACAACAACAAUAUUAUUAUUAGCAAUAAUAAUUUAACAUCAACAAUUGAAAAACCAAAAAAUCCUUGGAAAAUCUUAAUUUCAUUAAAUGCAGUUCAACGUACAACUUUCCUUGCUGCUUUUCUUGGUUGGACCCUAGACGCAUUCGAUUUUUUCAUACUCAGUUUUACUGUAUCUUAUAUCGCUGAAGAAUUUAAAUUGCCACCUUCAACAAUCGCUGCAAGUAUUACGGUAACGUUAAUGUUACGUCCACUCGGUGCUGCGAUUUUUGGUCUUUUGGCAGAUCGUUAUGGCAGAAGAUAUCCUUUGAUUUUUGAUAUAAUUUUAUAUAGUCUGAUGGAAUUAUUAUCAGGAUUUGCUCCAAAUUUUACAAUUUUCAUGGUCUUUAGAGCAAUUUUUGGAAUCGCAAUGGGUGGUGAGUGGGGUUUAGGCGCUGCUAUGGCAAUGGAAACUUUACCACCUGAAACUCGUGGUAUAUUUUCUGGUAUUUUGCAGCAAGGAUAUGCAUUUGGAUAUCUUUUAGCAUCAGUUGCGUAUUAUUUUGUAGUAGAUAGUCUAGGUUGGAGAGCGCUGUUUUGGAUAGGUUCAUUUCCUGCUUUGCUAGUAAUAUUCAUAAGAUUUUUUGUGCCAGAAUCGCCAGUAUGGAAAUCACGACACGAAAAAAACAAUCAUUCUUCUUCCUCUAAUCGUCGUGUUAGUGGUACUAAAUUAUGGUUAGCAGAUAUUAAACUAGUAUUGAAAAAUCAUUGGAGAAGAUUUAUUUAUACCACAUUGUUAAUGACUGGAACCCAGGAUUUAUAUCCAACAUUUCUUCGACUUCAACUUGGAUUUACGUCAAUUCAAAUCACAACAACAUUAAUUAUAGCAAACACUGGUGCAAUAAUCGGAGGAAUGUCUUGUGGAUAUUUUUCAGAAUAUUUAGGCCGUAGACGUACCAUCAUAAUUUCAGUAUUUUUGGCCGGAUGUUUUGUACCUUUAUAUGUACUUUCUAGGAAUCAAAUUUGGAUAUCUAUUGGCGCGUUUUUAUUGUAUUUUUUUGUGCAGGGAUCAUUUGGUGUGGUUCCUGUUCAUUUGAAUGAACUAUCGCCACCAAAUCUUCGUGGCACAUUUCCAGGAUUAACAUAUCAAAUUGGCACUUUGAUAUCAUCCUCUUCAGCGCAAAUAGAAGCAACAUUAGGUGAAAAAUUUAGACUUGAUAAUAGUGUGCCAAAUUAUGGUUUGAUUAUAGGUAUAUUAUCAGGUGCUUGCAUGUCUUUUUUAAUUUUGAUGGCUUUGAUUGGCAAAGAAGCUAAAGGGGUUGAUUUUAUGUCUCAAGACGAGGACGUUGAUAUUGACAUCGAUAGAAACCAAUUGGAAAAACAAAAUCAAGUGCGAGAACUAUAA